This is a messenger RNA of Gymnogyps californianus (California condor), 4539 nucleotides long. RefSeq names its product aldehyde dehydrogenase 1 family member L2 (gene ALDH1L2). Gene Ontology annotation, cellular component: cytoplasm. Gene Ontology annotation, biological process: biosynthetic process; 10-formyltetrahydrofolate catabolic process; one-carbon metabolic process. The transcript has 23 exons. The record is from RefSeq and is a predicted model, not a curated record. Gene Ontology annotation, molecular function: aldehyde dehydrogenase (NAD+) activity; formyltetrahydrofolate dehydrogenase activity. Bases 1 to 2769 code for a protein of 922 amino acids. NCBI's taxonomy places the organism in Eukaryota, Metazoa, Chordata, Aves, Accipitriformes, Cathartidae.
AUGCUGCGGACAGCCCCCCGGCUGCUGCGGACGAUCUGCACGACGGCCGCGGCUUAUCAACAUAAGCUGAAGCUAGCCCUUAUAGGUCAAAGUAUUUUUGGACAAGAAGUUUAUAACAAGCUGAGAAAAGAGGGACAUAAAGUUGUGGGAGUAUUCACAGUGCCUGACAAGAAUGGACAAGCUGAUCCUUUGGCACUGGCAGCAGAGAAGGACGGCACUCCUGUUUUUAAGUUCCCCAGAUGGAGAGCUAAAGGCAAGCCUAUCCAGGAAGUAGUUGCAGCCUACAAAUCGGUUGGAGCAGAGCUAAAUGUCCUUCCGUUCUGUACACAGUUCAUCCCCAUGGAUGUUAUUGACUGCCCAAAACAUGGCUCAAUUAUUUACCAUCCAUCCAUCCUACCACGCCACCGAGGAGCUUCUGCAAUCAACUGGACUUUAAUUCAAGGAGAUAAGAAAGCAGGAUUUACUAUUUUUUGGGCUGAUGAUGGUUUGGACACUGGACCAAUCCUUCUGCAGCGAGAAUGUGAUGUUGGCCAAAACGAUACUGUGGAUGACCUGUAUAACCGGUUUCUCUUCCCAGAAGGAAUAAAGGCUAUGGUGGAAGCUGUACAUCUAAUUGCUGAUGGUAAGGCCCCUCGUAUACCUCAGCCUAAAGAAGGGGCAACAUAUGAAGGGAUCCAGAAAAAGGAAAAUGCAGAGAUCUCCUGGGACCAACCUGCAGCAGCUUUGCACAAUUGGAUUCGAGGGCAUGAUAAAGUGCCUGGAGCAUGGGCAACAAUAGAUGGCCAGGUGGUUACUUUUUACGGGUCAUCAUUGCUUGAUGCUUCAGUGCCUGCUGGACAAGAGCUGGCAAUAAAAGGUGCUUCAAGACCUGGACUUGUAACCAAGAAUGGUCUAGUCAUUUUUGGUAAUGAUGGGAAGAUGGUACUAGUGAGAAAUCUGCAGUUUGAGGAUGGAAAAAUGAUCCCUGCAUCUAAAUACUUCUCUGCUGAUGAAAAAACUGCCCUGGAACUUACAGAAGAGGAGAAAAAGAUGGCAGAAGAUAUUAGGGCUAUUUGGAAGGGAAUUUUGAGCAAUGUUGCUGUAAUUGAGGAUUCCACAGACUUCUUCAAAUCUGGAGCAUCCUCUAUGCAUGUUGUCAGAAUGCUAGAAGAGACCAAACAGAAAUAUAGUGGACUUCAACUACAGAAUGAAGAUGUGUAUAUGGCCACUAAGUUUGCAGACUUUAUUCAAAAGGCUGUCAGAAAAUUCAGAGGAGAAGACAAAGAAGAAGAGUUAGUCAUUGAUUACGUUUCAAAAAAUGUGAACAACAUGAUUGUGAAUAUGCCAUACCAGUGUUUCAUAAAUGGGCAAUUUAUAAAUGCUGAUGAUGGAAAAACAUAUGACACUAUAAAUCCAGCAGAUGGAUCAAUAAUAGCCAGUGUAUCUUCUGCUUCAUUGGCUGAUGUUGACAAGGCAGUGGCAGCAGCAAAGGAGGCAUUUGAAAAUGGUGAAUGGGGAAGAAUGAAUGCAAGGGAAAGAGGGCGACUCAUGUACAGACUUGCAGACCUGAUGGAAGAACAUCAAGAAGAGUUAGCAACAAUAGAGUCUAUCGAUUCAGGAGCUGUCUACACUUUAGCUUUGAAGACCCAUGUUGGAAUGUCUGUGCAAACAUUCAGAUACUUUGCUGGAUGGUGUGACAAAAUUCAGGGUGCUACAAUUCCAAUUAACCAGGCCCGGCCAAACCAUAAUCUAACAUUCACCAAGAAAGAGCCAAUAGGUGUCUGUGCAAUUGUUAUCCCCUGGAAUUACCCACUGAUGAUGCUGGCAUGGAAGAGCGCAGCAUGCUUGGCUGCAGGCAACACACUCGUACUCAAGCCGGCUCAGGUCACACCUCUGACUUCCUUGAAGUUUGCAGAACUCUCAGCUAAAGCUGGGUUUCCUAAGGGCGUUAUAAAUAUUCUGCCUGGUUCAGGUGGCUUAGUGGGACAGCACCUGUCUGAACAUCCAGAUGUUCGCAAAGUUGGAUUCACUGGUUCAACACCAACUGGUAAACAGAUCAUGAAGAGUGCAGCCACUAAUCUGAAGAAAGUUUCUCUUGAACUCGGUGGUAAAUCACCAUUGAUCAUAUUCAGUGACUGUGAACUUGACAGAGCUGUAAAAAUGGGUAUGGGAGCAGUAUAUUUCAACAAAGGAGAAAACUGCAUUGCAGCUGGCAGGCUAUUUGUGGAAGAAUCAAUCCAUGAUGAAUUUGUUAGAAAAGUGGUGGAAGAAAUAAAAAAGAUGAAAAUUGGUGACCCACUUGAUAGAUCUACAGAUCAUGGUCCACAAAAUCACAAGGCACAUUUGGAAAAGCUGCUGCGAUAUUGUGAAACUGGAGUAAAAGAAGGAGCCACUCUAGUGUAUGGAGGAAGACAAGUACGUAGACCAGGUUUCUUCAUGGAACCCACUGUAUUCACAGAUGUUGAAGACCAUAUGUAUAUUGCCCAGGAAGAGUCCUUUGGUCCUGUGAUGGUGAUUUCUAAAUUUAAAAAUGGGGAUGUCGAUGGAGUGCUGCGACGGGCAAAUACCACAGAAUAUGGCUUAGCUUCAGGAGUUUUCACAAAAGACAUAAGCAAAGCUCUCUACAUCAGUGAAAAGCUAGAAGCUGGAACAGUUUUUAUUAACACAUAUAACAAAACUGAUGUGGCAGCACCAUUUGGUGGAUUUAAGCAGUCUGGCUUUGGGAAAGAUUUAGGUGAAGAAGCUCUUCAUGAAUAUCUCAGAACCAAGGCUAUCACUGUGGAAUACUGAAGUAACAGCCUCACUUGGAAAGUAAACUUCGGUGGAGUUUGAAUCUUAAUGACUCCAUGAAGCACUUAAUACCAUGCCCAGGAUAUGCUGUCUGCAGUGUUACAACUGGAAAAAAAACCAAACCCAAAACAAAACACCCAUUCCAUGGAUAAAUUUCUAUAAACCAGGUCCAAAUUUUAGUCUCACUGACAGAUAAAAGCAUUUGGAAAUUAACCUGAAGUUAUUUAAAUUAUGCAGCAGCAGUUGUUAGCACAAUCUUCCCAAAAAAACCAAGAACAUGGUUGGUUUAUUUUUUUUAAAUACAAUUGAAGAAUGAGUUCUCACAUGCCUACUUCUUAUUUGUGUGAACCCAGUAUUUACAUGAUCAUUAUAAAUCCUUAGUCAUUAGGCUUCUCUUAAAGUUGAACUAAAAUAUACUGAUUAUGCUAUUUUUGCUAUAAACCAGUUCAAGUUUUACAGUAGCAAUUAAACGUUCUGCUCUGGUGAUUCUUCAGCAGUACAGAAAACCUUUGUGCCAUAAGAAGUAAAUCAAUGCAAGAAAGUGCACUUACUAUGAUCUUUGUAUAGUACAUACAGAGUUCAACAUUGGUGUUAAACUAUGCAUAUCAAGCUAAAGUUACUGAAAAUAUUUUUUAUCUUUUUGUUGAUAUGGAAUGUGUGAUCUGCCUGCAAUUUGAAAGGUGGUUACAUUACCAGAUUAAAAUCACUUUUUGUGUCUGUGCGCAUGGACUGUUAUCACCGUUUUAUACAGCAUGAUUAAAAAAAAAGUAUGAAAUACAAAGUAAUAAUCUAUGGGAAAAUUCCUUGUAAAAUGACUGAAUUAAGAUGUUGGCUUUCAAACUUUCUUUGGUUUGAAGAGAAGUUUUCCAUAGAUUGAGAACUUAUCUAACAAACUAAGCCGACUUCAGACCACUUCUUCUUCUUAGAGUGCAACUCCACCCAAAGCUUAAUCUGAUCUGUGGGCUGCCAUUAAAAAUAGCAGUCCCAUUCUUUGAUUCCCAUCCUUUCCACACCCUAAAAUAUUUUGUGGUUUAAUCAGUUAAUCCCAGUAAAUCAUGCCCCCUUCUAUUUUUAAGAAGCUGUAUUGUUAUUUCUUAUCACAAAUAUUAUGGAAACUGAUAUUAAAACUAUAGCUUUAAGUAUGGGAUUCAAAAUAAAUUCUGUAAAUAACUGCAGGUUUCAAGUCAUGGCAUUAAGUUUAAUAUUUGAGCAAAUACAAUAUAGAAAAUUUUACUUUAAUGGUGUAGAAAAUACAAAGUUCCUUUAAGAAACAAACGGUGACAUCCAGGAGCAUGACAGAUACUUCUGAAAUGCAAACCAAUCUAUGAAGUAAAUACAACAGCCCAAAUCAUUGUAUUUGAUCAAUCUGAGGUAAGUAUGAAUGAGACAUACUUUCACUGAUUUUGGUUUCACAAUUGUUUCAAGCUAACCUAAGUACAGGCCAGCUGAAAAUUCACCUUUUUAUUCUUCUGGCAGUGACAGUUGUCAACAAAAUGGAGAGGGCAGAAACGUGGCAGGGAAAGCGGGAGAUGAAAAGUGUAGCUUAAAGCAAUUGUAACACCACAGAGGCAGACUUGACCAUUUAAGUGCUGAGGGUAUCUGCACUACAGCCACAAAUGUUCCAGAGAUGAGCUAGUAACCUACCUGUAAUGAUACGGAGCUCAGUACAGGCAUAGAGGGUAAGUAAUCCUUUGCUGAACUCUCUCUUGAGUCAUGGCUGUCCUUACCCACGCUAGCUCAUCUUGAAAUGACCUCAGCCACUGCUUUCGU